GGGAGGAGGCAAUACAGGUUAAACGAGUUCAUAAGGUAAGCGGCCGUCCCACUCAGCAGAAGCGCACAGUCUGCGCACGGAGGAAAGGCCGUGUGAGGACGCAGUGGGGGACAGUCAUCUACAGGCAGGAAGACAGGCCUCACAGGAACCAACUCUGGUGACACCUGGAUGUUGGACUUCUGGCUUCCAGGACUGUAGCACAAUAAACGGCUCUUUAAGAUACAGCCUGCGGUAUUUUAUUAUGGCAGCUGGAGGGGGCAUCGUAAUUUUCUUCUUCUAGAGAUAACGAGUCCUCAGUAAGUGAUAGUCUUUAUUCCUCCCAGGGCUCACCUACUAUUUCCAUCCCAACCCCUGAAGCCCUAACUAUCCGGGAAUUCUGGUUUCCCACCCGCACAGCCCAUGGGCUUUCACACCCUAGUGUAUUUGUCCGGGCUGUUUCUUCCCUUGUGUUCCAUUUCUGCUCUGCCAAGCUCAGAUGUCCCGUCCUCUGGGAUUCCGAUCUUCUCUGCUCCUCCCUCCUCUCAGACAGAAGGAAUGGCUUGGGAUUUGGGCCCUGCUUUUAAAAAAACACAACUCCAUACAGCACUUAGUGCUUCGUGACUGGGCGUUGGGUUAACUCUUUCGCGCCGGCCUCCAAGCGCGGUGGGCCCUGGGGAUGGCACAGACGCGUGGUCUGUCACCCAGGAGUACUAGCACAGUGCUGGACAGAGUGAAGCGGCCCUUGGGGAGCAAAGGGUCCCCUUUAACCCUCAGGUUAAACCUUGGGUUAACCCAAAGUCCGGUUUAACCCUUAGGAACCUGGUCCUCUCCGGGUCGCACCCACCCGUGACGUUUCCCCUCCCCGGUGCCCGAGCCCCCUUCUCGCCAGCUCCCGGUCCCUGGAGUGGUCCCGGUCUCCGGAGCCGGCGGGCCCGCAGGGGUUUCGCCCGCUGCUCCUCCGGCGGGUCCCCCAGCCCCCUCUCCGCCUGCGUCCCCAGGCCCAGCCCAGCGGCGGGGCGGGGCGUCUCUGCAUUGGGCCGGGAGCCGAGCCGGCGGGCUCUUAGGCGGCCGUGGGGCUGCAGACGCUCGACCCCCGCGGUCGCGCCGGGGCGGGCAUGGCACGGUUGUGAGCCGAGCGAGGGGAGCCACGAUGUCGGGGGGCGCCGGCGCCGCCCGGCUGUGCUUGCUGGCGCUCGUCCUGCAGCCCCUGCGGCCGCUGGCGGUGCGGGAGCCGGGCUGGACGAGAAGAGGAAGUGAGGGAGGCAGCCCCUGGCCACAGCAUGAACUCGUAAUACCUCAGUGGAAGACUUCAGAAAGCCCCGGGAGUGGAAAGCAUCCCAUCAGAGCUGAGCUCAGGGUAACGGCUGAGGGGCAAGAACUGAUCCUGGAUCUGGAGAAAAAUGAGCACCUUUUUGCUCCAGACUAUACAGAAACCCACUAUACUCCAAGUGGCAAAGCUCAGACCACCACUCUGAAAUCUGAGGAUCACUGUUUCUAUCACGGAGCGGUGAGGAAGACAGAAGGGUCCGGCGUCACACUCAGUACCUGCCAAGGCAUUAGAGGACUGAUUACGGUGAGCAGUAACCUCAGCUACAUCAUCGAGCCUCUCCCUGACAACGCGAGCCAACACCUUAUUUACAGAUCUGAACAUCUCAAGCUGCCCCCUGGGAGCUGUGGGAUCAGUCACCCCCCCCACAGCACCAGGGAAUGGGGUCUUCUGUUUACAAACCAUACCAAGAACCGACCUCGCAGGAUGAAAAGGGAAGAUUUAUACUCCAUGAAGUAUGUGGAGCUUUACCUCGUGGCGGAUUAUGCAGAGUUUCAGAAGAAUCGACGAGACCAGGUUGCUACCAAACACAAGCUCAUGGAAAUUGCCAACUAUGUUGAUAAGUUUUACCGAUCCUUGAAUAUCCGGAUUGCUCUGGUGGGCUUGGAGGUGUGGACUCACGGGGAUAAGUGCGAAGUUUCAGAGAAUCCCUACUCCACGCUUUUAUCAUUUCUCAGCUGGAGGCGCAAGCUGCUGGUCCAGAAGAGCCAUGACAACGCUCAGUUAAUCACGGGUGUCCCUUUCCACGGCACCACCAUCGGCCUGGCCUUCCUCAGGACCAUGUGCUCCAUGCACCAUUCUGGAGGGGUCAGCACGGACCACUCUGAGAAUGCCAUUGGCGUGGCUUCGACCAUAGCCCACGAAAUAGGCCACAACUUUGGCAUGACCCACGAUUCCACAGGCUGCUGCUCUGCCAGUCCUGCUGAUGGUGGAUGCAUCAUGGCAGCUGCCACUGGCGACCCCUUUCCCAGAGUCUUCAAUGGAUGCAACAAGAAGGAGCUCGAUAGGUACCUGCAGUCAGGAGGUGGAAUGUGUCUCUCCAACAUGCCGGACACCAGGACGCUUUAUGGAGGCCGGUGGUGUGGGAACGGGUUCCUGGAAGACGGGGAAGAGUGUGACUGCGGGGAGGAAGAUGAAUGCAACAACCCCUGCUGCAAUGCCUCCAACUGCACCUUGAAGGAAGGGGCAGAGUGUGCCCACGGCGCCUGCUGCCACGAGUGCAAGCUGGUGGCUCCUGGCACCCUGUGCCGUGAUCAGGCCCAGCAGUGUGACCUUCCGGAGUUCUGCACGGGCAAGUCUCCCCUCUGCCCCACCAACUUCUACCAGAUGGACGGUACUCUCUGUGAAGGCGGCCAGGCCUACUGCUACAAUGGCAUGUGCCUCACCUACCAGGACCAGUGCCAGCAGCUGUGGGGCCCUGGAGCCCGGCCUGCCCCUGAUCUCUGCUUUGAGAAGGUGAAUGUGGCAGGAGACGAGUUUGGAAACUGUGGGAAAGACAUGCAUGGUCAGAACAGGAAAUGCAACAUGAGAGAUGCCAAGUGUGGGAAGAUCCAGUGUCAGAGCUCUCGGGAGCUGCCCCUGGAGUCCAACGCAGUAGCUAUCGAAACCACCAUCGUCAUGAAUGGGAAGAAGAUCCAAUGCCGGGGUACCCAUGUCUACCGAGGUCCUGAAGAGGGUGAUAUGCUGGAUCCAGGACUGGUGAUGACCGGGACAAAGUGUGGCUUCAACCAUGUGUGCUUCGAGGGACAGUGCAGGAACACCUCCGUCUUUGAAACUGCAGGCUGUGAGAAGAAGUGCAAUGGUCACGGGGUCUGCAACAACAACCAGAACUGCCACUGCUUCCCAGGCUGGGCCCCGCCCUUCUGCAACACGCCUGGCCACGGGGGCAGCAUAGACAGUGGGCCCCUGCCCCCCAACAGUGUUGGUCCCGUGAUCGCUGGCGUGUUCAGUGCCCUCUUCCUGCUGGCCGUCCUUAUGCUGAUCUACUACUGCAGACAGAACAGAAAGCUGAACCAGCUCAAGCCCUCUGUCCUCCCUUCCAAGCUGAUGCAGCAGUUCAGCUGUCCCUUCAGGGUGUCUCCAAGUGGCGGAACUGGCCAUGCCAACCCAACUUUCAAGUUGCAGACACCGCAGGGCAAGCGAAAGGUGACCAGCACCCUCGAGCCUCUGAGGAAGCCCUCCCAGCCUCCACCCCCACCCCCUCCAGACUUUCUGCAAGGCGGGGCUUUACCUGCACCGCUGUUAGCCCUUCUAAGUAGGACUGAUGGCGGCUCUCCAAAGCCCACAUCUCAAGUAGAGAGAAAGGAAUCACCCAGGAAGCCUCCCCCAAGCCGGCCUGUGCCCCCAGCACCAAACUACACCCUCACCCAGGAUUUCUCCAGGCCUCGGCCACCGCAGAAGGCACUCCCAGCGAACCCCGUGCCGGGCCGAAAGAUCCUCCCCAGGCCAGAUGACCUGCAGGCCCAGCCUCUGGUUGCACCUGCUCCGAAGUUUCCUGAGUACAGGUCACAGAGGACUGGGGGGAUGAGGAGCUCCAGAAUCUAAGCCCAUCUAGAGAUUUCUCACUCCUCAAUGAUUCUGGAUGGCAUGCAGAUUUGUGAUCACCCUGGGAACGAGAAGAAGCAUGCCUGGCUGCCUCUGAGCUUCCCCUGGCUUUCUCCUGGAAACACCAAAUCUCCACCAUUCCCAGCUUGAUUCAGUGCCUCUUCGCGGUCCUGGGAGGCCCAGAGGGACUAUUACCUGAUGGCUUCUAAGUGUUGGUCUGUGCAAUAUACAGCCCCGGUAGGGAGGGAGUGCACAGAAGAGGCUGAGCAGCAGCUUCUCCAUCCACCCUCCCAGGCUAGAGGUCUGACGGAGAUGGCCAGGACCGUCAGAGCUGGAGAACCAACCGGGAGAAGCCCAGCCCAACCCUCGGCUAGGGUUUAGCUUGGAGAAGCUUCCAUGCAGGCCCCAUGGUGGAGCAUACGUGGGAGCUUCUGUUGCUUCUGUCUCCCUCAGAGGUCCCAGCUGGACUGAGGCAGGGCCUUUACCUUGCCCUUUUAACUUUUAGGGAUCAAGGAAGGGUCAAGCCAGCCAUGGCUAUGGCCCUUCCCAGGGUUUGGCUGAGGUGACCGCUCCUGACUAUACGGCUGCAUGUGACAAGCCAAGCCCCCUCCCCACAGCCCCUAUUCGUGGGUCACUCUGACUCAGACAGGUACUAUUUAUAGGCAGCGUAGACAGCAGGGGGAGCACCCAGCCUGGGCCCCCUCUGAGCCAUCAUGCCAAAGGUCAAGACUCUUGGUAUUUCUUGGUUUGCUCUUUGUGUUCUCUCCUUUCUUUCCCAGUGUUCUGUGAUUCUGUUUUCUCCUUCCCCCUCAAGCCCACUGUAAUGCAUGGUGCUUUGGUGAGUGGACCCUCAACCGUCCUGACUUUUUAGGGACCAGGUGCUUGUGACCUACGAGUCAGGGUCCUGCCUCAUGGAGUGGCAAUUCAACUUCCUCCACUGGAUCCCAAGAAUGUUGACCAGAGUGCACUUAGGGCAUGGCUGUGGGAGUCAUACCUUUGUGUUCAUUGUGUUCCGUGACCUCGGCAGGGUGAGGGCCUUCCUGUUUACUCCCUGACCUACAUCUAGGUGAGGUCUUCCAGGAAUGGCGGCCCAUGUGGUAAAGGGAACAGACAUCCUUGGAAGCCCAGCUUUUUAAAAAGUACACACCAGGGAGCCUGUAUGUCCCUGAUGGUCUGCUCACGGUCUACAGGUACGACCACGGUCCUCUGAGCAGAGAGGAGAGGCGUUUCUAACCAAGGGAGCGGUCCGAGAUCCCCGGAGAUGGCAGCCAUCCACAGCCAUGGUGGAACAAUCUGAACUGGGGACCCCCGCCCCUCCUUCCCACCAAGGCUUCCGUUAUUCUUAUCCUUUAGUUCUCCUUCCCGACCCUCAGAGGAAGAGCUCUGAGCAGAUGGAAGGCUGGCUCCAGAGGAUCCUGUCCCGCCUGGAGCCCAGAAGGAGAGCUGUGUGGUGUGCUGCUAGAUAGGACGCUUUUUACAAAGUGGCUGAGGAUGGUCUCAGAUCGUCCCUGCCCCCACAGAGGUGCUGGGUGGCUCUCCUGAGGUGAGCUGGCCAAACAUUCACUCCUUUGAGGGUCUCCCAGGGCCCUUUCCACCUCCUACAGGAGCAAUUGUUUGCUCUCGAAAACCUCAAUACAAGGAGGAGGCUGAGCUUUUGACCCCAACCCCAGGGCCUCCUUGUAUGUAGCUCUCUGCACUCCCCUCAUACUGAGCUAAGGUUUGAGGGUUUGUAGAUAAAUGGGAUUUGUGGGACACAUGUCCGAGGGAAAAAGUGGGGUGGGUUUAGAAAGAUCUCAGGAAAAUGUGCUUCUUUCUCUCAGGGCAGAAGUGAUGUUGGGGUCCUUUUUAGGACCUUUCCUUUAGGUGUGUAGCAAAUGCUCUGUGCCUCAAAGCUGGUCCCAGAAGAGAUGUCCUCUGCCACCCCUUCCCCAUAAACAAGCAAACUGUCCCUAAGCCCAGCCCCAUACUCCCCGAAGUCCCCGUGGCCUGUGCAGCCUUCCUCCCUCACAUCAGGAGCAGUGACCCUGAAGGGACAGUGCACAGCUGUGGUGACUGCGUGAGCCUUUUACACCUGAAAUCCUCUGCCCCCAGAACCACACCAGGAAGUGUCCUGCUUGCUCUUCUCUUGCUUUUUAUUUUCUCAUUGUUUGAAUACUGCCUCCAUCCCAUGAGUUAUACUGUGAACUGGAAGAAUCUGGUAGAAUCCUUUGAUUUUGAUGGCAGCUUCAGCAGCCAGUUCAAUUUACCAUUUUACACCUGGCUCUGUUCAGGGAGCUGGAAGUUAUUUUUCUGCAGGCCAGGGAGGUGCCCAGGAGGAAAAGUACCCAUUCUGCGUCCCUUUUUCCCUCCUCUGCCAAUGGGCUGCUGUAAGUUGUCAAAUACAAAGAUGUUGAGACAUACAGGAACAGGGACUUUAUUCCAAAGGAUUAUUGCGAGAAGGGAAAUGAGAAUACCGCCAUAAGGAGAGGAGGGGGACAGCUUCAAUAAGAAGAACGCAUAGACCCUUUACCGAGUCUGCAAGCAUUCUGAAUCCCAGGCAGAAAAAGCCUUUUCUUUUAUUGGAAGGAAUUAACCUGGCUGGAAAGAACCGCAUGCAGGGUGUAACUGUGUGCGCAGCCCUUUUUGCGGGGAAAGGGGCUCUCUGUGAAAAAACAUGUUUUUGGCUCAGGCUAACCAUAGGUCCAAAUCUACCAUCUAGUGGGGAGGAGGGACGCUUCACUGAAGUUUGAUCUGUUGAGUUAACUAGUUGUUUGCUCAAGGAGAAGGAUGUAAAUCUUUUUAGAAGCUAAAUGAUUCCUCCUGCCAGUUUUACAACACUGGAAUGUUUUUUAGGGGCCCACAGCCAUCUCUGAAAUGUAAACCUCAGCGAGAUAGAGCCCUGUCUCUGGCUCUGUGGGAGGUUUACCCCGCGCCCCUGGCUCUGUGUUGCAACUACUUGCUGGCUCAAGAUUCCUUUUAGCCUUGUUGACUUUUAUGGUUAAGGCAAGACUCUCCCGGAUUUUAUGGUCUUAAUGUUUUCUGCAUUACAAUAGUCCCCUCUCUCUUUGCAGUAUCCUCUUACUGCUUGCAAUAACCCUUUUUAACAAAGUCUCCCCUUAGGUAUGACCUAAUUUGUUCUUAUUUGACAGAAGUAUGGAAGAAUUUUAAGAACUGAGGACCAGUUCUGAAAUCAGUAAUUGUGUUCAAUGCAUGCAUAACAGCUCUGCUGUACACCUAAGCAAGCCAGGGAAAUGCCAACUGGAAAGGUGUCCCAUCUCUAGAGAAGCCUACCAAGGAGAGGUUCUGCAGACCCCAAAGCCAAUUCCCACCUCCCCUUAGCAUCUUCUUGCGCCACCCAUUUUGUGUACGCGUCUGGGAUUCAGGGCAAUGUGAAUUAUCUUUUUAUUUGAGAGAUUAUUCAUGGAUUAGAGAUCCUCUUCUCUCCUGCCCACCUAUUGUUUACAAAUAUUUGUACAUCUAUGCAAAAUACUUGAAUGGGCCAUGGUGCCUUUUUUUUUUUCCUUGUUUGUAUUUAAUUAAAAUGAAUUGUUUGUCAUUUGAAAUGUUA
Chinchilla lanigera (long-tailed chinchilla) is the source of this 7397-nucleotide messenger RNA. RefSeq names its product ADAM metallopeptidase domain 19 (gene Adam19). The coding region runs from base 1130 to 3850 and encodes 906 amino acids. Gene Ontology annotation, molecular function: metalloendopeptidase activity. The transcript has 23 exons. Gene Ontology annotation, biological process: membrane protein ectodomain proteolysis. The record is from RefSeq and is a predicted model, not a curated record. NCBI's taxonomy places the organism in Eukaryota, Metazoa, Chordata, Mammalia, Rodentia, Chinchillidae.